GCCGGCAUCUUAGCGGCCACCGCCAACAAUGGCAUCGGCGUGGCCGGGGUGGCCAGUCGGCUCGCAAAGGUCCGCAUCAUGGCCCUGCGCUUCCUCGGGGCGGACGGCAGUGGUGGGUCCACUUCGGAUGCCAUGAGGGCGCUCGAGUAUGCUUUGUCCUUCGGGGUGCGGAUCUCGUCCAAUAGCUGGGGCGGGCCUGAAACCUCUGACGCGUUGCGGGCGGUAGUGCAGCGCGCCGGGGAGGUCGGUCAUCUCUUUGUGACAGCGGCUGGCAACGGCGGGAGCGACGUGGGUGACGGUUCCUAUUUCCCUUGUGCCUAUCAGAAAGUCGGCGCCUUGUGCGUGGCUGCGACUACGCAGACUGACCAGCUGGCUUCAUUUUCCAACUAUGCCACCGAGUAUGUGGAAAUUGCAGCACCCGGAGUUGACAUCAUCAGCACAUUCCUCGAGAAACCCCUCACCGGACGACACGGGUCGGGCUACAAGUCCCAGUUCGGCACCUCGAUGGCCGUGCCCUUCGUGAGCGGCGCCGCAGCGCUGGCGGCCAGCUCCUUCGACCUGGACGGAGCUGUCCUGAGGCGCCUGCUGAUAGACUCCGCAAGGUCGGUACCAGCUCUUGAGGGCAAGGUGGGCGGUGCAGGACGGCUGGACGUGCGCAACCUGGUGCUGCAAGCCGAGUCCCAUUAUUUGUUUUGGCUGGAGGUUAGUGGCCAGCACGCAGCGCAGAUGUCAGCGACGAUCCCGGCGAACGGCUCGCUGUCGGUGUGGCUCCGGGUGGGCGCCGAGAGCGCGGCGCACGGGAGCCACGAAGCCUCGGUGCACGUGGCGUGGGCCAACGGCACGGAGAACGUCCCAGUAGUCUACACUUAUCAGGGCUGGCCUGAACUGCAGCAGCAGCCCGAGCUUUUGGAGUGGCCGCAGGUGCCCGUGAAUGCCACAGUGGACCUCUCCUUGAACGUCACAAACCUCGGCAACGGCACGGGCCGCCUGCGGGUGAAGCACCUGGCCUUCCCCUUCCUCAACCACGGGGCCGAGAACGUGACGGUCGCUCCAGGGCGCUCUGCGCAGCUGCGGAUCGGAUGCGCGCCCAACGCGACCGGCACGUUUGCGGGCCAGGCAGUCCUGCAAUCGAACAGCGGCCUUGACCCAUGGAGCUCUGUGCAAGCAGAUGCCUUGGAAUUCGGAACUGUUCUCAAUGUGAGCUUGCUGUGCACCAGCGCGGCGCCCCCAUACCUGGAGAUGGAGCCUUUCACAGGGGCUGCCGAGGUGAUUUCUGCAACCCAGCUGCGGGCCUUCGACUCGGUGGUGCACGCCGAGUGGGAGCCCCUCCUUCCGCCCGGAGAGGUCGAGGCCGAGCUAGUGCUCCCCGAAGCCAAUAACAGUUUUGGCUGCGCCCCUUACACUUCCGAGGUCGGCGGCGUGGCGCUGGUGCGGCGGGGCGGGUGCUACUUCUUGCUGAAGGCCCAGAUGGCCCAAGCGGCUGGCGCGCUGGGGGUCCUCCUGUAUGACAAUCAGGGGCCGACUACCACACCGAUGCUGGCCAUGCCAAAGGGCGGGGACGUUCCUGACAUUCCAAUGUUCAUGGUGACGCAGGCUCUGGGCGAAGACUUGGCGGUGCGGCUUCCGCGGGUGGUGCUGCGUUGGGCCCCGGUGCGAGUGUACACCAGUCGGCCACCGACUGCACCGCCGGCUUCCGUGGAAAUCAGCAUCUCCAACCUCGGCAGCGCAAGCUUGACUUGGGAAGGACAGCCGAGGUUAUCCUUCGGCGCGAGCCAAGACAGCUUUUACACGCCGUCCGUCAGCAGCAGCGGGUUCAGCUGGGCAGAAUUGCCAGAGGGCUCUGAGAUAGGCCUCUUCCCGGAGCUGAAUGUGGAUGAUGGGAAGUUUCUCUACACGCUUCCCUUCAGCUUCUCCUUCUACGGGCAGAUGUUUGAUGAGGUUUGGGUGUGCUCCAACGGAUUCCUGGCUUUUGACGCAGCCGAAUCUGGAGCCGUGCGCUUUGCCCUGCCCUUCCAGAGGAACCCGCAGCAGCCCAACGGGAUCGUGGCCCCCUUCGCGUGGGACCUGGUGUGUGGAACUUGCACGAUAUCAGCUGGUGAAUCGACUGACACCGGCGGGUGCGCCAUCGUCCAGUUCACGGACAUGUCUUUCUUUGAUAAAGGCUCCAUCCACAACGCUGGCUCUGACUUGGUUUCCUUUGAGGUUCGCUUGUGUCGGGAUGGCCGCAUUCACUUCAUGUACGCCGCGUUCCCGCAGCCAGCCGCGGGCUAUGAGAACGCCUUUGUGGGGCUCGAGUCCAUGGAGGGGGACUCGGCCAUUGGCAUUCGUUCUCAGCUGCCCUUCGCCGAAGGGAAGCCUUUUUCUGUCACCCUGCACCCUUGGGUAACUGCGGCUGCGGCGACGCGGGGCCAACUCGUGGCCAACCAGCGCGCGGUUCUCCGCUACGACGUGCGCAGCACCACGGGCUACGGCGGCUUCAUCCAGCUGAGGGCGCAGGAUGAGAGCGGCCUCUGGCACAGCGAGCGGAAGCUGCGGCUGGCCCAGGAUCCUUUCCAGUUCGAGCUGAUUCCAGGUGAUUGGGGCCCCUGCCUGGUGCAGGAUUGCAGCAAUUUCAGCCUGGGCGAGAGGACGCGGCAUUUUCAGUGCCAGGGGAUGGAUGGCAACUUCUACUCCACGGACCUCUGUGACACCUUGUGCGUGGAUUUGCUGGCAGACUGGAGGGACAAAGAUGGCGAAAGCUGUGCUGCCUAUGGCAGCAGGGGCUGGUGUUCCGACGGGUCCUAUGGCGCAGGCUGGCCUGCGAGCUGGGGGGCAUUCAGCGACCAUGCCUUCGGUGGAUAUGAUGCGUCGAUGGCAUGCUGUGCCUGUGGCGGAGGCGUUCGCCGUCAACGACCGGCGAGCAGCGAGAUGUGCGAGAAUAAUGUCGUCGCAGUCGACACGGACUGUGACGGUCUCAUUGACUGCGAUGAUUCUUGUCCACUUGACCCAUCACCAAUGUGCACAACUGGCACAUCCUCCUCAUAUUGGGCACAAAGCAGCACUUCCACCUCUCAUAGCAACACCUGGACAGCGACCAGGACCACUUCCCACACAGCCACCUCCCUGACGACAACGACAACGCUCACUUUGACAAUGACUUGGACAACAGUCACCGGAACUACCACUGCAACCACCUGGACAACCGUGUCGCUGACAACAACGACUACGACACGCAAGCCUGCCAUUGAGGUGAUGAGUUGGGCGCCAAAUGCGACAACCCAGACGACCACCACCACCAGUACCACAUACACGUUGUCAUCAACAUCAACCACCAAUGUGUGCACGGUGAUUGUCAGCAGUACGAGCUCCACCACCAUCACAACCACCACUGUCACUGCGACCGCCACCUCCACCUCGACUCAGCGUCGACUUAACCAGGAUGAUACCAGCUCCUCGCCGUGUGUAGGUUGCGCAUGGGCAUUCGGCAUGCUGUGGAGCUGCGCGCUGCUCGCCGCGUAAGGCACUGGCGAUGACUUCGCUGGGCCAGUUGCAAAGCAACUCUGGCCAUGUGGAUCGCACAGAAGUUGCGCCCAGGGCCCCGGCCUGAGGCCCAAAGCCGACCUAGGCUGCUAGUCAUUGGGGAAAGCAACGAAGAGCAAGGGUCAGAAGCACCCAGUGGUAGAGCCUGCCGUCACUGCAAGUGGCAUGCAGAAAUGAC
Molecule: messenger RNA, 3697 nt
Organism: Effrenium voratum
Lineage: Eukaryota; Dinophyceae; Suessiales; Symbiodiniaceae
Source: the annotation of a GenBank genome assembly